AGGCUUAGCAUCCCUCAAAGAUUGGUGGUCCGUCCCCAUCCAGUGAAGCGAGCGAUCACAUUUGGUCUGAACUCUGAACUCUGAAGAUUUCCUUUCUCUGCCCGACUGCCCUUUUCCGUUCUCUCGCUCUCCAGAGUCCAGACACUCUCUACCCUUUUACCCACUCACUCUGAUGAUUCAGUAAAGCCACCAACCGAAAAGAGGGGAACAGCAAAAUGUCAUUUGCACCAGCACCACCGAUUGCUCGUCUGCAGUCUCUAUUCCUCUCUUCACCUCUCACUCUCAAGCUCUCAUCUUCUUUCUCUCAAAGGACUAUCAGCAGGAAUCGACCGACGCCCGCUUCCUAUCCAUCCAUACGGGCCUUGGAUCUUGAUCAAAACACGGUUGUAGCUAUAACGGUGGGGGUAGUUAGCGUUGCGGUUGGUAUUGGAAUACCAGUCUUUUAUGAAACUCAAAUCGAUAAUGCCGCAAAGCGAGAGAACACGCAACCAUGCUUCCCUUGUAAUGGAUCAGGCGCUCAGAGAUGCAGAUUUUGCAUGGGAACAGGCACGGUGACAGUGGAGCUUGGAGGAGACGAGAAAGAAGUUUCGCGGUGCAUCAACUGUGAAGGUGUUGGCUCCUCGACAUGUACAACAUGCCAAGGUUCUGGUAUCCAACCUCGCUACCUCGAUCGCAGGGAAUUCAAAGAUGAUGACUAGGCUGAGAAGGAGGAGCACCAAUGACUAUCUCUGUAAUUGCGGGAUUGGAAUCAUUUGGCCAAUGAAUAUAUUACGUAUGAGCGGAUGUAACCAGGAACAACACGUUUUACAACAAUUAUUUCAUUUCCCACUUUGUUUUGUAAAUGUACUACGCCAAAUUUCCAUAACACAUUGUUUGGUUUGGUGCUAUUCCAUCCAUCCCUAAGAUCCACCUCUCUGUCACUCUCUCCACAUCCUCCAUUGACAUGUUAUGUAAAUAAAAAUGCACCAAGCUAAGCCAUUUGAUCUUUUAA
Molecule: messenger RNA, 991 nt
Organism: Nelumbo nucifera (sacred lotus)
Lineage: Eukaryota; Viridiplantae; Streptophyta; Magnoliopsida; Proteales; Nelumbonaceae
Gene: LQY1
Product: DnaJ/Hsp40 cysteine-rich domain superfamily protein
Biological process (GO): photosystem II repair
Cellular component (GO): chloroplast
Molecular function (GO): protein disulfide isomerase activity
Source: RefSeq, a predicted model, not a curated record